Messenger RNA from Periophthalmus magnuspinnatus, 1837 nucleotides. RefSeq names its product pro-opiomelanocortin-like. NCBI's taxonomy places the organism in Eukaryota, Metazoa, Chordata, Actinopteri, Gobiiformes, Gobiidae. The record is from RefSeq and is a predicted model, not a curated record. Bases 76 to 747 code for a protein of 223 amino acids. Gene Ontology annotation, cellular component: extracellular region. Gene Ontology annotation, molecular function: neuropeptide hormone activity. Gene Ontology annotation, biological process: neuropeptide signaling pathway. The transcript has 4 exons.
GACCAAAGCGAAAACUCUUCUUAAAAAAUCUAAAUCAGACCAAAGAACCAGAGGAGCGGGAGAGAGCGCUGGAGCAUGUGUCCUGCGUGGCUAUUGGUCGCUGUGGUGGUGGGCGGGUUCUCGGGAGCUGUCAGUCAGUGCUGGGACCAUCCGAGCUGCCAGGACCUGGACUCCAACCUCGAGGAGUGCGUCCAGGUGUGUCGCUCUGAUUUGUCGGCUGAGGCGCCCGUCAUUCCAGGCCCCGCCCACCUACAGGCCCCACCCCCUCCACUCUCAGACGCUUCCCUCCUGCUGGAUGACUCCACCCCUCAGGCCAAACGCUCGUACUCCAUGGAGCACUUCCGCUGGGGCAAACCUGUAGGACGCAAACGCCGCCCAGUCAAAGUCUACACUAACGGCGUGGAGGACGACUCUGUGGAGCUUUUUCCCGGUGAAAUGAAACGCGCCGUGGCCAAUCAAGAGGAGGCGGGGCUAAACCAGGAAAUGCUGCUAAUGGAGAAUGAUGCCGGGGCGGAGUCUGGCAGCGUGGGGGCAGAGUCUGGCAGCAUGGGGGCGGUCCUUAGCGCUUUGCAGCAAAAGAAAAACAGCGGAGGAGGAGCGUACAAAAUGAAACACUUUCGCUGGAGCGGUCCUCCUGAAUCCAAACGCUAUGGAGGAUUUAUGAAGAACUGGGACGAACGCAGCCAGAAACCACUGCUCACGCUGUUUAAGAAUGUCAUCAACAAGAAUGGACAGCCACAGGUGUAGAGGACGAGAGGAGGAGAGGUGGGAGGAGGAGAGGAAGACAGGAAAGAGGAGGAGAGGGUGAGAGGGGGGAAAGGGAGAAAGAAGAGAGGGGAGGAAGCCAUUUUGGAGAGGUCAAUCUGAAACCCAACAGCCAAAAAGUCUAUAACAAGGGUAUCCAAACUACAGCCCGGGGUCCAAAUGAGGCCCUCAGACCAAUAGUUCUUGGCCCUCAGCCUUUCUGCUAUAUUGGCCUAAAUGAUCACAGGCAAGUGUUUUCUGCAAAAGUCCUAAAAAUGUUGCAUAUAACAGGAAUAUUACAGCAUUGUCCUCCCCAACAUGGCAGAACGUGACGGGAGAGAGAACUGAAAGGGUGGCCAUUUUGGAGAGGUCAAGCAAAAACAUUUAAAAAGACAUUUAAAGAGAACACUGGAGGUACAAAUAUAUGAUAGUACUGGAUUGCCCUACACAACAUGGCAGAAUGAGACAGGACUAAGAAAAUAGUCAUUUUGGAAAGGUCAAGCCAAAACAUUUAAAAGGGACAAUAAUGUCUUAAUAAUAGUACAGCAUAGCCUCAUACUAAACUCGCCUGUAUAAAAGCAUAUCUCUGUUACAAGGACCACACACAAUCAGAUUACAGGAUGGAAAGCUCUAUAAAGAUUUGAAAUGAAAGAUAUAUUUCAAUAAUUUGGUUUAGCCUAGAUUCUGAUCAUUAUUUACAUCUUUAUUCCUAAAUAGAUUAGCUUUCCACAAUUGAGUGUGACCAUCCCAAUAUGGCGCCCAAACCCCCUUACAGCUUACAGAAAAAGUAAGUCAUCACCAAAAGAUUUUAAGUUUGACAGUUCCAAAAUAGCGUCCAGCCAGAGAGCAGAUUCUCCUCUGGAACAGUCCAUGAUGAAGAGAUUUUCAAGAAAAGUGGAUUUUUUUAGCCUAUAAAAGUUGAAACACUUGAAUGAAGAUGUUUUGAUAUUUAUUACUUUAUGUAAAUAAAUGUAAAAUAAUAAAACUGAAGGAUUUGCAAAAGAACACACUGCCUGUUUCUGUUUGAUUCAGUCGUCUGGGUUUAAACUCUCGAAGAAUCCAAAAUAAAAGAUGAACUAUUACAUUAUUACAC